Messenger RNA from Magallana angulata, 1440 nucleotides. Its product is annotated as cubilin-like. Bases 49 to 843 code for a protein of 264 amino acids. Lineage: Eukaryota; Metazoa; Mollusca; Bivalvia; Ostreida; Ostreidae. The transcript is spliced from 6 exons. The record is from RefSeq and is a predicted model, not a curated record.
CCGGGGUCUUUCGGUAUAGGGUCAAGCAGCAUUCUCAUUGACACAGAGAUGGAGAAAAGGAAUAUCAUAUAUAUACGUCCUUUGGCAGCAAUUAUGGUGCUUCAAUUCAGCCUUGCCACAGGCACCGCCAUUCAGUACAGUCGGACAGGUACAGGGACAGCGGCGUAUUUCUCCUCCCCCGGAUAUCCAAAAGCAUAUGCCAGUAACUUAACACUGGAUUUGGUCCUCACGGCAACCAGUCGUUCGGCUAUUCUCUACAUCGACUUCUUGGACUGUGAUCUAGAGUUCGCAACAGCUAAAGUGCCGUACUGUCAGCUCGACCAAAUAACAGUGCAUGACGGGCCCUUUUCAAACAGUUCUGUUUUGUACCAAGGAUGUUGUCUAAAUGACGUCACAACACUACAAAGUUCCGGUCCAGAUCUCUUUUUGCGAUUUUUGUCGGAUUCCACGGUGAAUGGAAGAGGAUUUUAUCUCAAGUUCUACACCAAUGAGACCGCAACAGAUAGCAGUGAGCUGACCUCAGAGAGUGCAAUCAUUAUCAUCAUAGUUAUAACGACUGUUUGUCUUUCCUGCGUGGGUGUGCUUCUGCCUCUACUGUAUUUUAAACACAAGUAUCCGAAUUCCAAAUUCUCAAAUAAAAUUCUUCCAAGACUACAUCUACCGAAAACUCUGAAGGCUUCAGAAAAACUAGAACAAGACAAUUUACGGGAAAAUACGGCUGGUGCAACGACCUCUGGAACCAAACCACCAGACUUACUGGAAUCUUGUUACGGUCAGACGAAUGCGGGAACUUCGAACAGCAAUGGCUUAGUAUCAAAAGCAUCUGACAAACGAUUAAGUUAAUCAUUUACUUUAAUUAUAAUUUGGCAACAUGUACAAGUAUCGUGCUUUGGUAACAUGGGUGACUGUAAUGGAUACAAUAGAUGUACUUGGAAUUUUAACGAAAAAAAGAAAUUUGUAAAUGUAGUAGUAAAUACUGUUCCAAAAUUAUUAUAAGGUUUUUAUUCUAUUAUUAUCCUGUUUUGUGUGAUGUAGAUUUUUUGGGUAAAUAGAAUUUAAUUCGAUGAUCAGGAAAGCAAAUAAGAAGGGUGUAAACUUGAAAACUACAGUUCGUUUACAGUCUGCAUAAUUAAGGAGGCUGUGUGGUCAACAAAAUUAACCAUCAGAUCUACCUUAAAUUUUGAAAAAUGAUUUGUUAAUCUUUAAACUGUUAUCUAGUAUUUUUUUUAAAAAUCCGUCAAUUUAAACUGUAAAGUUCGAAUGUUUUUUUUAUAUCUCUAUACAGAGAUUUUCUGUUUAAGGAGAUUUAUAUGAUCUAUAAAAUGGUCACGACCGACCAUUCCUCUUAAUUAAGGAAUAAAAAAUCCUUUGAGUAUUAUGAUGUGAUACCGGUAUUUUUGGUCGGGGCGUGAUCAAAUCCAAUAAAGCCCGAAGGGCUUU